This is a messenger RNA of Trichoderma atroviride IMI 206040, 1783 nucleotides long. RefSeq lists its product as uncharacterized. The record is from RefSeq and is a predicted model, not a curated record. NCBI's taxonomy places the organism in Eukaryota, Fungi, Ascomycota, Sordariomycetes, Hypocreales, Hypocreaceae.
CUUUUCUGGGAAAAUGGCCAAGAGAAAAUCUACCGCAAGUCCAGCUUUGCCACGCAAGAGGACGAAGCUGGACCAGCCGACCGAAACACCAAGUCUUCAAACUCUCGAUACCGAUGCAACGGCUGCCUCUUCUUCUUCACCGUCUCCGUCAACUCUGCAACGAGCCCUAAAACGCAAGAGAUCAGAGAGCAACCCGAUUGACAGCCAAGAUGAAUCGGAUACAAGCAUCAGCACGAAACGGACCAGGACUGAGAGUCCGAGAGAGCCAUCGCCUAAUUCCAAUUACGGGGACAUUCUGUUACAUGACGAUUACCCAGAAUUACAAGCGCACAUUUACUGGGAGGAGACGGACUUGACCGAGGAGGCGAGGCGGUAUAGGGAAAUUACCACACUGUACUCGCAGGGCUAUGUGGGUGGCUGCUCAUGUGGGAAAAUGCACAUGGCUAUUGGUCGGAAAUCGUGGCAUUACCCAGGUCAAGAACCAGAACUAGAUGAUGAGCCAGACGAACCAUUUCCAGAAGCAGACCAAGCAUACGCACAACAAAGCUCUGCAUCUGUAUACCGAAGCCGAGGCCGACAGCCGUUACUCAGCCCAGAGCUUUCCGACAAUGAGAUUAAUGCUGGCAACAGUCAAUCCAUUUCUGCGCCAAUCAAUGUCUCUACUUCGCGGGGAUCUUCGACUACACCAGACUUGCAAGUACCCGUUGUUGCAGAAAUACCAGAUGUUUCCCCCAACACUUCGCUCAUCGUCACACCUACGGUGGACCUUGGCCGAGUCUCGCGUCAACGCAACGUGAAAAAGUCAACCCCGCGACGCGAAACACGCAGGAAGAACAAAGACAAGAUAGGCAAAGGGAAAAAAGACAAGACAGGCAAAGGGAAAAAAGAUAAGACUGUCCAGCAACAGCCUCGGAACCGGAAACGAGAGACCACAACCGCAGCUGAAGAGUCAGCUGCCUUAAGACGGUCAUCGAGGAGAAAUGCUCAAGCCCAGUUAUGGUUCUUAGAUGACAGGGGCAAGGCUUGCGAAGCAGCAGUAUCUUCAACAUGACAAGCAUAUGUUGAGGGAGACUUGAAGACUUGAGUACCAGUUGGGUUAGAGGAGGGCAUACCCGUUAACCUGGCAGGGCCGGGGGCAGCGGGCAGCUUUCAUUCCUCUAACAUGAACUGACUACCUCUUUAGGCCUUUGUUUGAUGCCACUUACAUGACACCUAUCUAGACAUGGUCGCUAAUCUGACAGGGUCGGAGGCAGCGGCGCAGUCUAAAGGUAGAUUUUAGGUCUGGCAUCACAAGGUAAAGAGGUUUUAAAGGCAUGGUCGUUAAUCCGGCAGGGCUGGAGGCAGCGGCGAAGUCUUUAAAGGGCUCAAGUAUAAAGCUCCUUUCAUAUGGUACUGUGUUGUUUUCUCCCUUUUCUUUUUGCUAUUUUUUAUGAUGAUGAUAUAUUUAUACCCAGGCAAAGCGCAGGAGUUGGUACGGUAGAAAUCUCUUUGAAGUUUUUCAUAUAUCCCCGUUGGUCACUCAAAGUGAAACCAAUGGGCAAAGGCAAUUAACUUGUUUUUUCCCUUCUCUGUGCGAAAGUACAUUGAGAAGGUAGGCUUGUACACUUUUCUCUUGGUUCAUUCUUAGUGACCUACUAUUUGGCGUAACCUUGCAAAAGCUGGGCAUGGGCAGUUUCAAUGCCAAGAUCGGAAUGAGAAGCUGGAUAUCUAGAUUCUAGAUUUUCUAACUAAGCUAGCUACUUAGCAAUCAGCUAUUAAAUAUCAAUGGCCAAGUACUGUGUUC